Molecule: messenger RNA, 1268 nt
Organism: Acanthoscelides obtectus
Lineage: Eukaryota; Metazoa; Arthropoda; Insecta; Coleoptera; Chrysomelidae
Source: the annotation of a GenBank genome assembly
GGAAUUGUCUAUGGCUUUUACUGCUGAUGGCACUGAAAUAAGCUAGAAGAAAAAUAUCAAAGCACGUCAAAUCAGAGCAAGCUAUUCUGAGUGACAAAAAAAGGUAAAAUUUAAAGAUUGGCUGAGGAGCAGCAAGAAAAGAUCCAAUUAUGCAUUCUGCAAGGCAUGCAAUAAAUAUUUUAUAUGUAUCAAAUCCGAAAUCCAGAAACAUUCUUCAGGAAAACAACACACCAAAUUGGUAAAAUGAUUACACACACAAAAAACUUUGACUGAUAUGACAUCUUAUAUGGAGAAAAUACCUUUAAAUAACAAAAUCAAAACUGCUGAAAUUCGAAUUGCAGCAUAUGCAGCUGAACAUAACAUUUCAUUCAAUACUUUAGGCCAUUUAUCAGAAAUUAAUAGAAUAUCAUUUGACGAUUCGGAGAUUGCUAAAAAUUUCACAUGUUCUCGCACCAAAGCUACAGUUAUUGUCAAUAAUGUUUUAGGACAGUACAGUUUUGAAAAUUCUAGUAAUUUAUUACAAACAAAUAAAUUUUCAUUAAUUGCAGAUGAAUCUACCGAUAAAGGCGCAAUUAAACAUUUAGCUUUAGUGCCACGUAUUUUUUAUGAACACAAAAUUACUGACUUAUUCUUUGGUCUAUUGUUUGUAGCAGGUGGAACGGCAGAAGGACGCUACAACACUAUUGCAAAUUAUUUUUUAAAAUCUAAUAUUAAUUAUAAAGAAAAUCUAAUAGGCUUUACAUCAGAUGGUGCACGUGCUAUGAUGGGAAUUCAUAAUUCAUUAUUCACCAAACUAAAAGCCGAUAUUCCUAAAUUAUUCAUUAUGAAAUGUGUUUGUCACUCGUUUAGCUUAUGUGUUAAUUAUGCUAGUGCUAAAUUACCAGAUGAUAUUGAACAAAUGGCUAGAGAUGUUGAUACGUAGCUACAAUACUGAUUUAAAAGACAAACUGAAUUUCCAGAAUUUCUGGAGUUCGUAGCAGUAAAACCUCAUAAAAUUUUGCAACCCUCUCAAACAAGGUGGAACUCUGUAUUGCCUGUUGUAAAAAGAAUACUUAAGCAAUAUGAUGCUUUAAAAUUAUAUUUUACGGAUCAGUGCUACAAUAAAAAUGGCAUUCAAGCACAAAAUAUCUUAAAUUUUCUUCAAAAUUUAUCUACCAUUUCGUAUCUACAUUUUUUAAACUUUGUGCUGCCGUUUUUUAUGGAAUUAAAUUUGGAAAUGCAAUCCCAAAAUAUUAAAAUACACAUUUCAUAUAAACAAGUUGAACAUG